CCCCUUAGUGCGUUUUAAAGAGCUGCCUCGCGCGCGGCCGAGCUGUUGCGAGGGGCGAUGAAAUCGGGGCCGCGCGCGCAGGAAGGUUGAUGAUCGCUAUAGAGUCGUCACGUCACGGAUCCGCAGCGAGCGACAGAGAUGCUGAGGUGACAGGCAGAAGGAGAAAAGGGACGAUCUUUCUCAGACAUAUUCCCCCUCCGCUUCUUUAUCUCACACCCCCGACACCGCCUCUUCCUAUGGACGGCUCGCUCGCUAUGGCAUUCCUCUCGAAGUCGUCCCCGCCGCCUCAAAAUCUAGAGGAUUUUUCGUAACCACACCCGGCUCUUCUUUGGAUCAAGAAUUGGCAGCGAAGACCCAAGGGUUCUCUGUCAGGUUCCAAAUGCCCGUCCCAGUGUGAGGCGACUUGUUUAAGGGGAAGCAGCGAGGACAUCGUCCCUGGUCCACUGACGGGAUGAGCGGGGGAGCAGAGCAAGCUGACAUCCUAAGCGUGCUCUCCCUGGUCAAGGAACGAUGGAAAGUGGUGAAGAAGAUCGGGGGUGGCGGGUUUGGGGAGAUCUACGAGGCACUGGACCUCCUCACCCGGGUCAGCGUGGCACUGAAGGUGGAGUCUGCCCAGCAGCCCAAACAGGUGCUGAAAAUGGAGGUUGCCGUCCUGAAGAAGCUCCAGGGUAAAGACCAUGUGUGCCGCUUUGUGGGAUGUGGCCGCAACGAUCGCUUCAACUAUGUAGUGAUGGAGCUUCAGGGUCGAAAUCUGGCAGACUUGAGGAGAAGCAUGACACGGGGAACUUUCAGCAUCAGCACCACUUUACGCUUGGGGCGCCAGAUCCUGGAGGCCAUAGAGAGCAUCCACUCUGUUGGUUUCCUGCAUCGUGACAUCAAACCGUCCAAUUUUGCCAUGGGCCGCUUCCCCAGUACCUGUAGGACCUGCUACAUGCUGGACUUCGGUUUAGCUCGCCAGUUCACCAACUCUUGUCAGGAGGUCCGACCUCCCCGUCCAGUUGCAGGGUUCAGGGGAACUGUCCGCUAUGCAUCUGUCAACGCACACAAGAACAAGGAGAUGGGACGUCACGAUGACCUGUGGUCUCUUUUCUACAUGCUGGUGGAGUUUCUGGUCGGUCAGCUGCCAUGGAGGAAGAUUAAAGACAAAGAACAUGUGGGGAAGCUCAAAGAGACUUAUGACCAUCGCGUGAUGCUCAAACAUUUGCCAGCAGAGUUUGGUGUGUUCUUGGAACACAUUUCCACCCUGGACUACUUCACCAAGCCUGACUACCAGCUGCUGAUGUCAGUGUUUGACAACAGCAUGAAAACUUACAAUGUUGUGGAAAAUGACCCCUACGACUGGGAGCGGACCACCACAGAUGGCAGUCUAACAAUCAUUGCCAGCGCUACAACACCGCAGCAUCACACCCGCCUCACUCCUGCACACAUGGGUAUGGCGAAUGCUUCUCUGAUACCUGGCGACCUACUGAGGGAGAACACAGACGAGGUUCUGCAGGACGAGCAGCUCAGUGACGUGGAGAACAACCCUGCUCCUGAUCGCAUGCCGGUCUCACCCCUCCACCCGCACCGCAACCAGGAGGCUGACGUCUGGGAGGAGCUCGAUCGUAACCGUAACCGCAUUAGAAUGGCAGUCUUGAAGGCAGCAACAGAGGAAGAACAUAGCAACAACCAUGGCAACCCAGGACACCAGAGCCCUUACGCAGGACCUAGUCUGGGCUCUCCGGUCAAACUGCACUCUGAGGUGGUUACUUCAGAUCGUGAUGGCCCUCUGCUGAGGAAGCUCCGCAAUAUCCACAGCUUCGAGCUGGAGAGGAGGCUUGGUCUGGACUCUAAGCCCAGUCCAGAGCAUUUCCUGGAUGCCUGUUCAUCGAAGCAACAGCUUGGCAACCAGCACCAGGAGAUUGAAGCUGCUGUUAUCCCAGCCACUCAGGGUCAAGCUGUAACUGCAGGGGAGCGUCCUGAUAGGGUCUGGCACUAUGAUGAGGAGUUCAUGUCUGGAGGUGGUUCUCCUAAACCAGCUUCACCUGGAUCUUUGGAGCAGGGAGAGGGGGCAGCCAGUAGUGGGGGCUUUGUGGCCCUGAAUUUGAGCUCUGGGAGGCAGGAUGUUGAAUUAAAGGAGUGGGUAAUGGUGGAACGGCCCAGUGGUUCCCCAGGAGCCAAGGCUACAACCAGCCCUUCAGAAGAGGAUGAGGAACCGGAGGAACAGUUUCCUGAAUGGGAAAAGGGCAGCCCAAGCCCAGGCUCUGGCAAAGCUAAACAAGAAAGCAUGGCUUCCUCCAAGGGAAGUGUAAAAAUGGACAAGUUGGAGCUGAGCGUGGGCCCUGUAGGGGCUCUGCCCCCUAUUACUCCAACUAGCCCGGCCGAAGCUCUGGCUGAGGGAGUCCUCACUCAGUUCCCCACCUCUCCUCCGUCCCUGCCCGAGGAGGUCGUAGUCCGGACAUCCAGCCCCAUACCACUGCGCUCUCCCAGCCCUCACACCCUCCUGACCACCUUGUCGGACCCACUCCACCAGCGCCAGCUGCCAGGCAUGAGGCGCAGCCAGUCGGUCGACCAGCAGCAGCAAGAGCGCCCAUCCUCUUCCUCCUCCUGCCACGCCUCCCUCCCUCUACCAGCAAAUCCUGCCCCAGGCUCUCGCUCUCCCAGUCGCAGGAAACUGCCGGCCAUCCCUGCUGGUGCUGCCAACACCAAGUUUCCCUCAAUCAUACGCAUCACCCGUGCCCAGCUUCAGCAGCUGACAGCUCAGCGUCCCUCUGGGCUGUCCUCUCAGUCAGGAUCAGACAGUGCUCCACAGUGUCUCCUGCUGGAGAAGCGUGGUGAAGCUGAAGCUGAGGCUCAGCAGAUCCAGGAGCACACAGUGGACAUCAGCUCCCCCCAGGACCGUGUGCCCACCCAUCCAGGGACACCAACCGACCCCCUGGCUGAAACACUGAUCAAUGGAGAAAGCCACACCAAAGCUCAAAGCCCUGUGCCAAGUCGUGUGUCCUCACCUUGCUCCCCUCGUUUACCACGCUCGCCUCCCCCACGGUCACCAUCCUCGCCACGCUCCCCUUGCUCUCCUCGCUCCCCUCGCAGCCCUGUGUUUGCUAACGGUCGACUCUCCCCCCCUGUUAACAGCCAAAGGGAUCUAAGUAAUGGCGCUUUCCUCAAGCCAAAAGACCCUGACAAUAAUUCUGGCUCCACUGCCUGUACUAUGGAGAUUCAGAAAAAGGAGGAACAGGAUGGAGAAGGGAACCAGGCACCAGAACAGACCAAAGGUCCAGCCUCCUCCUCUCCCGCUGCUCUUCGUAAGGACCUCACCCGCAGGCAGAGUCGCAUCCCUGUGCUUGAACCCUCCAGCCUGCUGGAACUCCCACCACCAGGCUCUGCUAAGGAGAAACUCCUGCAGAAAAAAGCUAACCAUCAGGGCCAGGUCCCCUCUCCCACUGCCUCACCAUCCCUCUCUGACAGGCGUGGUCCCAUUGUAGCCUCCCUUGCUCGGGAUCCACUGUCCUCCACUUCUGACCGCUCUCAAGACGAGGACUCUCUCAUGGGUUCUCGCUCUGAUCGGCAGGGAGACGACGCUCCAUCUCUGUCUUCCUCCUCCAGCCCCUUGUCCCGCAAGAGCAGGAUCCCUCGUCCUGUUCAUCCAGCCUCCUCUGCAGAGCAGUUGGCUGCCCAGUUCCUGCCACGCCCACCUCCUGGAAAGCCCCCUUGUCGCCCAACAGUGGAGGGCAGGCUUAGACGUUACCGCAUCCGAGCUGGCAGCACCAGCGACUCAGACCUUCUUUCAUGCCUUGCUCAGCUGAUGCACGGCUCCCGUGGCUCCCCCCUUCAUCACCGCUCCUCCAGUCAGCACAGCGGCUCCAGGAUGGGCAUCUGCAGCCUGACAAGCUCUCCGCACCACCACCGCAGCUCUAGCGCCUCCCCGCGCAGCUCCUCCUCCCUGCAGCGCUCCGUCAGCUCCUCACCCUCCCGCCACGAGCACCGCGGCAGUAUCGGCGGAGGGGGCUGCUUGGGCCGCAGCCGCUCGCCUCCCAGCUUCUCUGGUUCGCCACCUCCCCGCCGCUUCUACCUCCACCAUCAGGAGACUUGCUGCAGCCGCCAAGCACGCACAGGCCCGUUCCACCUUUCCAGAGGAAAGGGCUGCAGCCGAGAAGGAAAGUGCUCCAGCAAACUGAGCAGAUAGUUACUCUCUAGGUUGGGUUGCCAUAGCAGAGGAGAGGAAGACUCAUUUAAGGAUAGGAUAUACAUCAGUCAGGAUUAAAGCCCAAGUCUUCCUGAUUAAUCAGAGUUAUAACUUGUUUCCUUUUUAUGCUGUUAGUCUGAGCGUUACGCAACUUCCCAGUGUUCUUUUCACAAUGUGUUUGCAUCAUUAGAAUCUCCAGAAUUACAGAAUGCAGGUUCCUCAAUUUCUUAUUAGUCAAUAACAUAUUUCAAUACCCCUUCAUGAAACAGCUGCAGAAAGCAUUGUUUGUUGUUCACUGACUUAAGGAAAUCAUGCAUCUUAAUGGUAAAGCCCCUUUACUGGUAGGAUGCCUUUAUAAAAACAUACAAGAGAAGGAGUGAGGCCGUGUCAGGGUCAUCAUUUUCUGUUGAAUCACAUUUUACACUAAAGAAAAACAGUGAACCAGUGAUUUUCAUCAUCAGCUAGUUGAGCCAUUGAUCACAUUCAACAUUAAUCCAUCCUGCACCCAUGUUUAUAUGAGCUUAUUUAUUUAUCUCCAGUAUUAAUGCACUUGAAUGAAACUGAUGAAUUUUCAGUGUAGCCAAUUCUAACUUCCUAUACUAUUGGCCUGAGCUUGACUCAGUUAUCUCCUCUGCUUAUGGAGGUUGCAGGCAGGGUAUGACAACUACUUUAUGCUAAAUUAAACUACACUUUAUGUACAGUUGUUUUUAAUUGAGAUAUUUAUUUCUAUGCUUAGCAAUGCUUCCGACUCCCGCUCCUUGCGUGUGACUGUGGUUGAGUAGUUUUGUGUCCCUUAUGUCAAUGUUUAAUCGAAAGGAUUACUCAAAGUGGCCCUUGUUACAAUCAGUCAUGUCAAGCGCGUGAGGACACACACCUUUUUGUGCCUACUGUGAUGCUUAGAGGGAAUCUGAAUGAAGCGAGUGCAGGUUUGGACAGGCAUGCUUUUUGUUUCCAGCUGCAACUGUUUGACUAGCAGUAGUAAGCCUAAACAACACGAUGUGCAUUACAGAUGAGUAAUGUAAAGACACAGAUCUUUGUCUCAGUGUGUGCCUUGGCACUUUGGGCAGCUCAAGAAUUCACUCUGAUGUGUUUGUAAUUAGACAAAAAUCAAAUAAAAUAGCCAAAACCAGACUUGUGCCAGCAGUUCUAAGACAACCCUUUUCAUUAAUAUUCAUUUAUGUAGAUAAGGUAGCAAAACAAGCAUUUUUGUAUAUCAAACACAAUUUGAGCAACAGUUUACUUGAGGACAGGGUAGCUAUUGUUCAAAGAAAGCAUUUCCUGUUUCAGCUGUCCUGCAUACACACCAGGUCAGUGUUUGAGAUAAAACUUUGAACAAAUGUGAAUUUCAGACCUCAAAAAGCAUUUUUUCGGAGGCCGUAUGUACAUAGAUUCUCGCACCAAAACAAUGUUUCAUGCCUCCGUGUGUUUUGUUUCUCCUGCGCCGAGAAUAUCCGAGUAUUGUUUUACUUUAAGAUUCCUCACUGAAGUUUUCCUCCACAGCCUCCUCCCACACCCCUGCUUGUAAGAUACUGCAAACUAACUCCAGCUUCCCUCCUUGCAUGUUCAACAGAAUAGACAGGAAGAAAAAAACAAUCUGAACCAACUACUGAGUAAAAAGCUGCAUACCACUUAGCAUCGCAUAGCAUUUUUAACCCAACGGGGACGUCAUUACUUGCUGGAUGAGCAAUUUUAAAUUCUGUCAAUAUUAAUUUUUAUCUUCCCAUGUGACGUUAGUUUUCAGCGCUUCCUGCACUGACUUGGGAUGAUUGUGUUGCUGGGAUAUGAUAAAUAGACUAUGCUUGUUUUGUGCAUCAUGUUAAAAGAAUAAAAAGAGAAAAACCUGCAGUGUUUUAAGGUUUUGCAUUGUGGGAAAACUACUGAACGACUGAUGGGAGUCUCUCUAAGACGUUGCUGCACUUAAGACAAAAGAACUAAUCACAUUGCCAAAUAUUUUGUUGGAUUUUGCAGAUGUGGUUCGAGCUGGCACGUGAUAAACGUGUAUGAGAUCAAGCUGGCACGUUGCUUUGUACAUAUGAAAUGUGCUGUUGUUGUUAAAACUCGCGCAGGCUCACAGAGCAGCUAUGAUGACUCAUCCUGAAGGCAGACAGUGUUCAGUCAGUCAGCCGCCUUAAUGUCUCUUCUCUGCCCCUCUGCACAUAGCGAGGGAUGACUGAGCUUUGUCUGUGUUGGAGAUCAUUCCACUAUUAGUCCAAGACAAGCCUUCCUGUCUCUUAUAUCUGAAAAUGGCACUCGCUGCCAUGCCUGUGAGCGGUCGACAUAUCGCCACUGAAAUAAGCACUGACAGACUGUGCAUACAAAUCUGUGAAUGUGUGGACCAUUUAUUGAUUGACUGGUUGAAAAUUGGUCAAUUUCAGGGUGUGUGAUUUAAGGUUUGUGGUGUCAGAAGUGUGUGGUAACGAACAGGGCUGAGCAAUUUCUACAUCGCCAGCAAAUCAAUUGACCUUUGAACUCUCCCUCUGGCGACUCAGCCUCACAGAUUUCAAACUAUCCUAAGCUGUCAAAGUUCAGAACACUAUUGUGCAGACUUUUAAUAUAUACCUGUAAGAUACUCAAAGUAAUAUUUAAAUAAAGACAGUAUUGUAAAACCAUAACUUAUAUGCUAACUGGCUUCAGUCAAAGGGAGAAACAGACACUAAAAAGUGCUGCUGGUUUUACAAGAUAAUCAGAUUUCUUCAUGUUUCUUUCUUAUUACACAUAAAUGGUGUGUAGUUGUAGUAUUAGUGUUACCCUGCAGGUUAGAUUUUCUUUGCCGCUUUUUAAAGUGGCUUGCAGAUAGAGAAGUGUCAUAUUUCUAGUAACUUUUUGGUAGUUGUGGUUGCAGAUCGCAACAAACCAACAGAACAAACCAAGCUGUUUAUUAUUAUCAUUAUUAUGAUUUUUUUUUUUAAGUGAGAUGGAAACUAAUCAAGGCUUCAGUGUCCACUUGUACACAUUCUCAUGUCAUAAUAUUGAAUACGUUUUAAUAACUUAUGAGUACUUCAGAAAAAUUAUUUAUUGUGACAUUUGGCCGUCCAUUAUUUUGACUUUGAUUGUCAGGAUUUUUUAAUGGUUGAUAUUUUUUGUGUUGUAAUGUAUUUCAUGGUUUUGAAAUGUAACUGUACAGUCUCAAGGGAAGAAUGUAACAAGUCAGAGUUUUGCAUUGUAUAUACCUGUAAUUAUUUAUGUUUAUCCUAUCAUUUGUAUCAUAUCAAUUCCUUGUACAGUGUUUUUUUUUCUUUUUGGUUUAAAAUUAUUUUGUAUUUUAUUUUUAUAAAUUGGUUAUGAAUAAAAUACUCAUUCCGCAUGCAGAUGA
Messenger RNA from Melanotaenia boesemani (Boeseman's rainbowfish), 7478 nucleotides. RefSeq names its product tau tubulin kinase 2a (gene ttbk2a). Gene Ontology annotation, cellular component: ciliary transition zone; ciliary basal body; cytoplasm. Lineage: Eukaryota; Metazoa; Chordata; Actinopteri; Atheriniformes; Melanotaeniidae. The coding region runs from base 452 to 4165 and encodes 1237 amino acids. The transcript is spliced from 16 exons. Gene Ontology annotation, molecular function: ATP binding; protein serine/threonine kinase activity. Gene Ontology annotation, biological process: cilium assembly; peptidyl-serine phosphorylation; signal transduction. The record is from RefSeq and is a predicted model, not a curated record.